AUGCACCGUUCACGGGCUGUCGAUUCACCACAAUCAGGCGAUGAAGCACCUCCAAAAUCUAAAGAAGGCGGUGGAAGUCGUCGUCAACGAUGGUCAUUCGCAUUCAGACGACGAUGGUUUUCCACGUCCGCACGUGAUCUGAAAAGCGAUCAUUCGGGCUUAGAAAGCCCAACAUCGCCAGGUGUAUGCGAUGAUGCUGGGAUACUCAUAUCUCCGCGUAAAACGAAACUUGGGUCAUCGUGGCAUUCAGAUGCGCCAUCGUCAUCAUGCACUGAUCGCCCAGACACAGGAACAUCAAGUGGGGUCGUGAAGAGGAAGUCACUGAGGCGUAUCUUCGGGAGCUCAAAUCCCGCCAAGGACCACCAAACGCCCUCAAGCCCGACAAAUCGAAAAAGAUUGAGUGAAGGAACACCACGUACUGUACUCUCAAGUUGUGACGUUGAACCGUCGGGAGAUCCCACAACGCAAGUGGCUGGAGGUGUAGUUCCCGAUAAUACGACAACAACAACAGCAACAACAACAGCAUCACCAGUAAUAGACGGCGUACUUUCUACUGAAACAGAUUCGAAUUGUUGUCAAUCCGUCGACGAAGGCUUACCGCCUCCCAUGGACGAGAUAACGCUCAACAACUCGCACAUGGUCAGUGUCUUCAAAGUGUUCUUAGUCAUUAGGUUCGUAUAA
Haemonchus placei is the source of this 681-nucleotide messenger RNA. NCBI's taxonomy places the organism in Eukaryota, Metazoa, Nematoda, Chromadorea, Rhabditida, Trichostrongylidae. The record is from the annotation of a GenBank genome assembly.